GAGACCCCCACGCACACGUGGGACAGGCCCGGCCUCACCUCCUCCCUGUUCUUCUGUUCCAGCUGAGCUUCGUCUGCGCCCAGAUGCCCAUGCUUUUCUUCCUGAAUUCGUACCUGUACGACCUGAACCACACGCUCUGCAAUGUGAAGAACUGCGGCACGCUGAGCAAAGGCAUGCUCCCCGGCUUCAACGCCACCGUGCUGCAGAGCCUGCCACGCAGCAUCAACCUCAUCAUCGUCGAGAGCGUGCUCAUGGGCGCGGCCUUCCUCUCCAUGCUCAUGGUGCUGAUCCUGUGUGGCUCAGCCUAUCGCCCCACGGAGGAAAUCGACCUGCGCAGCAUCGGCUGGGGCAACAUCUUCCAGCAGCCCUUCAAGCACAUGCGGGACUAUCGCCUGCGCCACCUCUUCCCCUUCUUCAUCUACAGCGGCUUCGAGGUGCUCUUCGUCUGCACCGGCUUCUCCCUGAAUUACGCUGUCUGUGCCAUUGGCCUGGAGAAGCUGGCCUACAUCAUCAUGGCCUACGGCUUCUCAGCUGCGGCCUGCUCCAGCCUGACACUGUCCAUGCUGCGCCUGCCCCGCCAGGCCCCACUGCUGGCCGGAGCUGCCGUCCAUGCCAUCCUGCUCAUCGGCCUGUUCUGCUGGGCGCCCAAGCCACGUGGCCCAGACCAGGCCCCCCUGCUCUACCUGGUGGCUGCGCUCUGGGGGCUGGGCAGCGCCCUGAACAAGACCAGCCUCAGCACGCUCCUGGGAAUGCUGUACCAAGACAAGGAGCGCCAGGACUUCGUCUUCACCAUCUACCACUGGUGGCAGGCGCUGGCCAUCUUUGUGGUGUACCUGUGGUCGGGGCUGCCCAUGAAGGCCAAGCUGUCCAUCAUGCUGCUGACCCUG
Terrapene triunguis (Three-toed box turtle) is the source of this 887-nucleotide messenger RNA. Its product is annotated as protein unc-93 homolog B1-like. The annotation marks the transcript as partial. Gene Ontology annotation, cellular component: endosome; lysosome. The transcript has 6 exons. The record is from RefSeq and is a predicted model, not a curated record. Gene Ontology annotation, molecular function: Toll-like receptor binding. Gene Ontology annotation, biological process: intracellular protein transport; toll-like receptor signaling pathway; toll-like receptor 9 signaling pathway. NCBI's taxonomy places the organism in Eukaryota, Metazoa, Chordata, Testudines, Emydidae.